UGGAGGGUUGUUUUAUCCGCCCCCCCUCCACCUUUUUUUUUUCCCCCUCCUCCGGGUGUCUUAUUAAUUUCUCCGUGGGGCUGCAGCUGGAGACUGCGGAGCGUUGGAAAUGACGCUUGGAGCUUUAAUUACCGCAGCCGCCGGACAAGUGUGAGGAAAGCUGACAGGAAAAAGGACUGGAUAGGGGGAGAAGAAGCAAGAAGCUUCCCCUGCCCACUUCCCAAUUUGGACUGGAGGUGCUAGGAAACUAUAAAGGGAGCCGAUCAGAGCCCGGCCAGGGCGAGGGGCCGGAAACCUACCGCCCCUUUGCAACCAACUUUUUUUGGAAACCCUUUUCCCCCCCUUUCUUUUUAUUGUUGCCCGGCCAGUGAGAAAGAGAGAAAGUGAGCAGGGAAGGAGAGCGAGACAGAACGGUCACACAGUGAAAUAGCCGCACAGUCCGACCAGGAGCUCCAAGCUCACACACUCGAGCACCCUUUCACACGCGCACACACGCGCGCGCACUCACGCGCACAGUGUCCCCCUCCUCCGGUCCUGGGACUUGGUCCGGCGAUAGCGGACUCGGCGGCCCGCGCUCGGGGUAGGUGCACCGCUCGUGCGACGCGCCAGUCCCCCUCGCGCCCCCCACGCGCUCCUGGCUGACGGAUCUCUUCUGCGUGCCCGAAAGGGGAUAUGCCAUUUGGACAUGUAACUGUCAGCUCGGGAUCUGAGACUUCCAAAAAAUGAAGCUGGCUACAGGACUGUGCAUCUGGGUGAGCCUUCUGGUAGCGGCGGGGACCGUCCAGCCCAGCGCUUCUCAGUCAGUGUGUGCAGGAACAGAGAACAAGCUGAGCUCUCUCUCUGACCUGGAGCAGCAGUAUCGGGCCUUGCGCAAGUACUAUGAGAACUGCGAGGUGGUCAUGGGCAACCUGGAGAUAACCAGCAUCGAGCACAACCGGGAUCUCUCCUUUCUGCGGUCUAUUCGAGAAGUCACAGGCUACGUAUUAGUGGCUCUUAAUCAGUUUCGCUACCUGCCUCUGGAGAAUUUACGCAUUAUUCGUGGGACAAAACUUUACGAGGAUCGAUAUGCCCUGGCAAUAUUUUUAAACUACAGAAAAGAUGGCAACUUUGGACUUCAAGAACUUGGACUGAAGAACUUGACAGAAAUCCUAAAUGGUGGAGUCUAUGUAGACCAGAACAAAUUUCUUUGUUAUGCAGACACAAUUCAUUGGCAAGAUAUUGUUCGGAAUCCGUGGCCUUCCAACUUGACUCUGGUGUCAACAAACGGUAGCUCAGGAUGUGGACGUUGCCAUAAGUCCUGCACUGGCCGAUGCUGGGGACCCACAGAAAGUCAUUGCCAGACAUUGACAAGGACGGUGUGUGCAGAACAAUGUGAUGGCAGGUGCUACGGGCCCUAUGUCAGUGACUGUUGCCAUCGAGAGUGUGCAGGAGGCUGCUCCGGACCUAAGGACACGGACUGCUUUGCCUGCAUGAAUUUCAAUGACAGUGGGGCUUGUGUUACUCAGUGUCCCCAAACUUUCGUCUACAAUCCAACGACCUUCCAGCUGGAACAUAACUUCAAUGCAAAGUACACGUAUGGAGCAUUUUGUGUGAAGAAAUGCCCACAUAACUUUGUGGUCGAUUCCAGUUCUUGUGUGCGUGCCUGCCCCAGUUCCAAGAUGGAAGUAGAAGAGAAUGGGAUUAAAAUGUGUAAGCCUUGCACUGAUAUUUGCCCAAAAGCAUGUGACGGCAUUGGCACGGGAUCACUGGUGUCGGCUCAGACUGUGGAUUCCAGUAACAUCGACAGAUUCAUAAACUGCACCAAAAUCAAUGGGAAUUUGAUCUUUCUUGUCACUGGUAUUCAUGGGGACCCUUACAAUGCAAUCGAAGCUAUAGACCCAGAGAAACUGAAUGUCUUUCGGACAGUGCGAGAGAUAACAGGUUUUUUGAACAUACAAUCAUGGCCCCCAAACAUGACGGACUUCAGUGUUUUCUCUAACCUGGUGACCAUUGGCGGAAGGGUGCUUUAUAGUGGCCUCUCCUUACUUAUCCUCAAGCAACAAGGCAUCACUUCACUGCAGUUCCAGUCCCUGAAAGAAAUCAGUGCAGGAAACAUCUACAUCACUGACAACAGUAACCUGUGUUACUAUCAUACCAUCAACUGGACGACGCUCUUCAGCACUGUCAACCAAAGAAUAGUGAUCAGGGACAACAGGAAAGCUGAAAACUGUACUGCUGAAGGAAUGGUGUGCAACCAUCUGUGUUCAAACGAUGGCUGUUGGGGACCUGGGCCAGACCAGUGCCUGUCCUGCCGUCGCUUCAGCAGGGGCAGGAGCUGCAUAGAGUCUUGUAAUCUCUAUGAUGGCGAGUUUCGGGAGUUUGCGAAUGGCUCCAUCUGUGUGGAGUGUGACCCCCAAUGUGAGAAGAUGGAAGACGGCAUCCCCACGUGCCAUGGACCGGGACCUGACAACUGUACAAAGUGCUCCCACUUUAAGGAUGGCCCCAACUGUGUGGAAAAAUGUCCAGACGGCUUACAGGGGGCAAACAGUUUCAUAUUCAAAUAUGCUGACCAGGAUCGGGAGUGCCACCCAUGCCAUCCGAACUGCACACAAGGGUGUAGCGGUCCCACUAGUCAUGACUGCAUUUACUACCCUUGGACGGGCCAUUCCACUUUACCACAACAUGCUAGAACCCCUCUAAUUGCGGCCGGAGUCAUCGGAGGACUCUUCAUCCUGGUCAUCGUGGGUCUGACAUUUGCAGUUUAUGUGAGAAGGAAGAGCAUCAAAAAGAAAAGAGCCUUGAGGAGAUUCCUAGAGACAGAGUUGGUAGAGCCCUUAACUCCCAGUGGGACAGCACCCAAUCAGGCUCAGCUUCGUAUUUUGAAAGAAACUGAGCUCAAACGAGUAAAAGUACUUGGCUCGGGUGCUUUUGGAACUGUGUAUAAAGGUAUUUGGGUCCCUGAAGGAGAAACAGUGAAGAUUCCUGUGGCCAUUAAGAUUCUUAAUGAAACAACUGGUCCCAAAGCCAAUGUGGAGUUCAUGGAUGAAGCUCUAAUCAUGGCAAGUAUGGACCAUCCGCACUUAGUCCGGCUAUUGGGUGUGUGCCUCAGCCCAACCAUUCAGCUGGUUACACAGCUCAUGCCUCACGGCUGCCUGUUGGAUUACGUCCAUGAACACAAGGACAACAUCGGAUCACAGCUGCUGCUUAACUGGUGCGUCCAGAUAGCUAAGGGAAUGAUGUAUCUGGAAGAAAGACGGCUUGUUCAUCGUGAUUUGGCAGCACGUAAUGUCUUAGUGAAAUCUCCAAACCAUGUGAAAAUCACAGAUUUUGGACUAGCUAGACUCUUGGAAGGAGAUGAAAAAGAGUAUAAUGCGGAUGGAGGAAAGAUGCCAAUUAAAUGGAUGGCCCUGGAGUGCAUACAUUAUAGGAAAUUCACCCAUCAGAGUGACGUUUGGAGCUAUGGAGUCACUAUAUGGGAACUGAUGACCUUUGGAGGGAAACCCUACGAUGGAAUUCCAACUCGAGAAAUCCCUGACUUACUGGAGAAAGGAGAACGUUUGCCUCAGCCUCCGAUCUGCACUAUUGACGUUUACAUGGUCAUGGUCAAAUGUUGGAUGAUUGAUGCGGACAGUAGACCUAAAUUUAAGGAACUGGCUGCUGAAUUCUCAAGGAUGGCUAGAGACCCUCAAAGAUAUUUAGUUAUUCAGGGUGAUGAUCGUAUGAAGCUUCCCAGUCCAAACGACAGCAAGUUCUUUCAGAAUCUCUUGGAUGAAGAGGAUUUAGAAGAUAUGAUGGAUGCUGAGGAGUAUCUGGUCCCUCAAGCUUUCAACAUCCCACCUCCCAUCUAUACUUCCAGAGCAAGAAUUGACUCAAACAGGAGUGAAAUUGGACACAGCCCUCCUCCUGCCUACACCCCCAUGUCAGGAAACCAGUUUGUGUACCGAGAUGGGGGCUUCGCUGCAGAACAGGGAAUGCCUGCGCCCUACAGAGCCCCGACCAGCACCAUCCCAGAAGCUCCCGUCGCUCAGGGGGCUACUGCUGAGAUUUUUGAUGAUGCCUGUUGCAAUGGCACCCUACGCAAGCCAGUGACACCCCAUGUCCAAGAGGACAGCAGCACCCAGAGGUACAGUGCUGACCCCACAGUGUUCGCCUCAGAGCGGAGCCCACGAGGAGAACUGGAUGAAGAAGGUUACAUGACCCCAAUGCGAGACAAACCCAAACAAGAAUAUUUGAACCCUGUAGAGGAGAACCCUUUUGUUUCUCGGAGAAAAAACGGAGACCUUCAAGCUUUGGAUAAUCCCGAAUAUCACAAUGCUUCCACCGGUCCACCCAAGGCAGAGGAUGAGUAUGUGAAUGAGCCACUGUAUCUCAACACUUUUGCCAACGCCUUGGGGAAGGCCGAGUACCUGAAGAACAACGUACUGUCUGUGCCGGAGAAGGCCAAGAAAGCGUUCGACAACCCUGACUACUGGAACCACAGCCUGCCACCUCGGAGCACUCUGCAGCACCCAGACUACCUGCAGGAGUACAGCACAAAAUAUUUGUAUAAACAAAACGGACGGAUCCGGCCUAUUGUGGCAGAGAAUCCCGAAUACCUCUCUGAGUUCUCGCUGAAGCCAGGCACCGUGCUGCCUCCUCCGCCCUACAGACACCGGAAUACUGUGGUGUAAACUCAGCAGUGGUUUUAAGGUGGAAAGACGUGCCCGCUCCAAUUUCCCUGCCACCUCUCUUUCUCUUACGGUCUUCCUUCUACUCCCAAGGCCAGUCGUUUUGAAACUUCCCAGGGGAAGACAUAGAGAUGCAAUGAUAGUUAUGUGUUUAUCUAACUUGAACAUUAGAAGGAAAGACUGAAAGAGAAAGACAGGAAAAACCACACUGUUUCUUCAUUUCUCUACAUGUGUUGGUCAGGAGACAGGAAGAGCUAGAGAAGGACCAGCAAAUAGAAAGCACUACUACCUGAUGUCAAACCAGUUCUUAACUUUUUCCUUUUUUUAAUUUCUCUUUUAUUUUUUAAUGCAGAAUCUUGAAAGACCCAUGCUAUCUGUUCCUAUCUACAGGAACUGUAUAUUUUCAGCAUCCCUGGAAGUCCUACUAAGCUUUCCAUUAGAAUAAAUACAAAGAUAACUUUUUCUAUAACAUGAUAGUAACUGAGAUUGAGAAUCCAAUUACUGUCUCCAAUAAUUUCUAGCCCAACAAGUGAAGAAUAGCUAACUCAGCUUCCAUAAUUUUUGAAUCUACAUCAAAGUUAUAACGACUAUGUUUGGAGGUUUUUCAUGAUCUCUCUCUCUCUCUCUUUCCCCCUCCUCCUCUCUUUCCCCCUUUGGUCUAUUUCUUCAUUAUUUUCUCCCCCAGUUUGGUCUCUAAUUUUUAAUGGCAAAGAAUUUUUACGUCAAAGCUUCUUAUGUGUUGCUGUACAUUGACAGAAUUUUAAAAAGAAAGAUGUUAUAGCGAAACGGCCACUAUUUUAAAAUGCAGUCUUAAAAUGAGAAAGGGAGGCCAAGAUUUUAGUCAAAUGGAGCACCAAAUCUAAUGUUUCUGUUUUACACGAUUGGACAUGCACUGCCCCCUUCCUUUACGUCAUUCAAUGUUUUCUUCUCCUCCAUAACUGAUAGUACUUGAUAGGCAAUUGGUAGUGUUAAGCUAGAAGGAAAAUUAAGAGACAGUUUUGUGUGGUUCAUGAAAACUACUGAUAUUUUCAGGAGUGACCCAGUGGGAAAUCAACCCAUUGAACUGGAAGAAACACACUGGAUUGGGUAUGUCUACCUGGAAGAUACUCAGAAAUGUGGUUUGCACUUAAACUAUAAUUUUAUUUGUUCUCUUUCUAGACUCCAUUUUGGAUUUUGAAUGAAGCAAUAUGGAAGCAACCAGCAAAAUAAAUAAUUUAAAUACAUUUUUUUAAAAAGUGCUAAGAUAAAGAAGGACUGUGGAAAUAACCAAACCAAACAAAUUAGGACUUUGGAACAGUAUCUGGGGAUUAUGGUGAGAGGGCCAGUACUUUAUGUACAUGUGAUAUCACAUUUGCUACACAAGGGAAGUUGUCCGUUUGUAUACUACAUAUUAAGGAAUGCAAGUAAGGAUUGGCUUGAAUUCCUUGUAAUUUCUAGUAUGAGACUCUAUUUAUGUUAAGGGGAAGGUAACUAUUUGCACACAGAUUAGUAAAAUAAAAAUAAGUAACCAUUCAGAGCUUACAGAUAGGUCCUUGGAUCAAAAGUUGUAAAUAAACAUGAAAAUCCUCUCAUGUAAUUAUUUUAAUAUCCAACAUACUGAUAAUCUUUUGAUACUUUAUAUAAUAACUCUUUUUCUUCAAACACAGCAUCCUAGUUCUAGAACCAUCUUUAUUAAGUAUCAUUUUAAGUCAAUAACUGCUGAGUUAAUAUGAGCAAUAGGAACAAAUGGUAGGAAUGUCUCCAGGAAAAGACAACCUCAGGUCAGUAAUUAGGAAAAUUGUAUAGAAGUCUCUCUUUUCUAGAAAAAUCUGCCCCAAGUCAUUUGGAUUUUUAAAACAUAUUUUUUCUAGCAUUAACAUAUUGGAAUCAAAUUUGAGUCUGGCACAUAAAAGAAAUUUUUAGUCUUAAAAAUCCAGAAUGACAAAAUAGUUUAGAGGGGAAAAUGCAAAGGAAUCAAUACUACUACUUAGUUUGAAAAAGUAAAUUCAUCCAAACCUUCAACUUAUUUUUUUCAACUGCUAUUUAUUUAGAGUUUACUAAAAGCACUGUGUUAUGUGGGGAAAUCACAGAUAAAUGUAAUGUUAUUCCUAACUUAAAAAGUUUAGUCUAGAUUUAUUUGGAGUGACUCUUGAAUUUCGUCAUAAGUUUAAAGAGUAAGAUUGCAUGAGCUUUUUGUGAGUCGUCAUCAUAAAAUUAGCUGUUCAUUGAAAGGACUCCAGUGAACUCACUUGGGACAUGAAUGGAAGAUCCUACAAGUUACUGAAGCUGACAAGUAAGACGGUUUCAAUGUUAUCAUCUAAGCACAAAUAUGUCGAGAAGGGUACUGCAUCACUGGCUUACCGCCUGUCCAAAUUCUAACUUGACCAUUAAAUCAGUAGUUUACGUCGGUCUUUGGCCAAGAACAUUGGAGGCCUUGGGAUUGCUUUUGUCCUGAGCUAUGAGAAGUGAAGUAAGCUAAAACAGUGAGAAAAAGCAAGGGUGUUUGUGAGAUCCUUUCUAGUAAAGUUCUACCAUAAAUUUCCUGAGAAUAAUUCAGGGGCUACAGUCUAACCUCUCUCACCUAUUCUGAGGUUACAGCUCAGACCUCUCUCAUCUAUUCUGAGGGGUCUCCAGGAAAAAGGGGACCUUGCAUCAGUACUAAUGAAAAUGUAGAUACGAGCCUCUUCACCUGGAUAAAUCUGUACCAGCUCAGCAUUGAUUGCACCCUUGUUGGAUACUGGAACUUGACUCUUUUUCUUCUGAUUUACAAUAUUCAAAUGUUUUUAUUGGGAAAUGGAAAGCACAAUCAUUUAUUUUGAAGAAGGAAGGAAAAAUAACAUGUUUACUGUUAAGGGAGUAGAAAUGUAUUCAGUGAAUGUAAUCUCCUUCAUCCUGAGAGCCCAAAACCCCUGCACAUCAGGUGAGCUUCCUCUAAUAACUGGAGUAGAGGCAAGUAUAACCCAGAAGGCCCCAGCAUUUUUCACGAGAGCUCCACUUCAUUUUUCCUUUUCAGUGAUUUUUGUAGUACAUACUUCAUUUCAGUUGUUUUAGGGUUUCUCUUGUGUUUUAUUUGUCCCACUAGGAAAGCCUCUUUCAGAGCGUAUGAGAAGGAGAAAAAAAGAUUUUCAUUUGUUCCAAAGAAUAAAUUAUUCGACCCAGUGGAGCGAAAUUUAAAAAUGCCAGUUAAAGCCUGAAAAGGUGCAUUGGACUAUCAUGUUUCAGGGGCUAGCUGUAUCGGUGCAAAUAGGCAGAAACAAUUAAGUAAAUUAGAGGAAAAUUAAUGUUAAAAUUAUGCAGACUGUAUUUUUUAAAUCCCAAAAUUUUGUAGUUUCUACCUACCUUGGGGGAUCCUAUUUUCAAGUAUGGAAAAAAAUGUAUGAAGAAAAGUUUGUACAAAGAAGUGUUUCUUAGGCAGGUGAGAAAAGACAUCCUCUGAACCAGGGUAGACCCAGAACUGCAGAGCACCCUGUGCCAUACAGAGGUGCUCAAACUGCUGAACAGCAAUCUCUAUCCCAAGCAUUAGUGGCACAAUUUAGGCUGAGAGUUCUUUCUCAAGUAAUAAUCUUGAAAUAGCAUAAAACAUGCAAUUCUCAAAUUAUAUUAAAAGGUACAAACUAAAAAUAGGAGUUCUUUUCUUAGUAGAUCAGGAAGAAAGACUGAAUAUUGAUAGCUAAGAGAAGAAAUAGUAUUCUUGUAAGUGCUAAGAUGUGUGUGUUAACAGCCUCUAAAGGCAGGACAUGGCAUGAAGAUCAUGAAUAUUCCCAAUGCCAAGGACAGACCUGUCCAAGGACUGUGAGGUUCUACUGCUACAUGACCUUACAGGGGCUAUCGUCAUGCUCUCUGAAGGGUUGAAAGUGAAAGGAGAAAUUAUAUUGUUUAAGUCAGACAGGGAAGGAUGUAAAUACAAGUUUUUCUAGAGCUAUCUAACCUUUAUUUCAAAACUUGAAUUAUUCACCCAUCUAUAAAUGUUGAUUAUUUAACUAGCAUAUGUAGUUCAUAAGGUAAUAGAAAUGGUGAUUACGACCGCAUGUAUAUAACUGCGCAGAACCAGGAUAACGCUCGCUUGUAAGAUGUAGAUUUAGUUAGGUUAUCAGACAGUGAAUGAUUUUAAUAUUAUUAAAUUAAUUAAACUAGAAAGUUAACCACAAAGUGUAAUGUAACAAAAUAAAAUGUGGGACAUAAACGUCUAGGAUGGAUUUUGCAUAGUAAAAAAUAAGUUUGCCAUUUACAAUUGUUAUUGUUAGGUUUAGCUGAAAGUAGACAGUUAAAGAGCCGGUUCCAGUCACAGAAACUUGCUUUAAUCUACUAUAGUUAUUAUUUUUCUUACAUUCUUAUUCCUUUACCAUUUUUAAAUGUAUCAGAUAUGAAAAGAAAUUUUUAGAAUUUGUUUUGCAAACGCCACCUUGAAGAGUUUAACAGGCAAACACGUUACUGAGGACUUUAAGCUAAGAGGUGUUCAGAACGAAGUCAGGGAAAUGUAAAUGUUCUAUUACCUUAUGCAGAGACAAAGAAUGAGUAGUGCCAUUCAGUAAACAAAACACAGCUGAUUUGUGAGUCCCUCUUUCUUUUUCCAUACCUCCUGUUUCAAAAAGCAAACCAAGGAAUUAGUUAACAUUAUUCUCAUAGGUACAUGCUAAAACAAGCAUUUAUCCAUCAUUUUUGACUCUAGUGAUUAGACUAACAAUUUUUGAUAAGGCAAAUAAAAAAUCUAUGUGUAUAAACUGCUAGUUGUUAAAAAGACAGAUGCAUUCAUUCACUUGUCUCUAUGACAGGGACAGGAAAGUCUUCUGUGCUGCUUUGUAUACACAGGUUGUGAAGGACACCCUUGAACCCAUGCAGACCCAUAAAGGCAGACUCAAGUCUGCUAAAUGUCACUUGCUUAAGAACAAAUAAUAUUAUACAGAGAUAGACUGGGUACAAUUUUAAAAUACUAGGAUCAGGGGAGAUCUUGGUACUACAGUUGGGCUAGCUUUUACACUUCUGGGUAGAAUGUAUACAAUUUUCCAAUCCCAGAGAGGCCUUUGCAAGGGUAGUUCUCUCUACAGGUACAAGCAUGAAGCUGUUGUAGGCCGGGUUGGGUCAGGAAAACCUUGAGUUUGUGUGCAUAGAUAGCUUUUAACACCAUGCAGGCUGCUUAGUUCUGUUCAUUAACAAAAAGAUCUCUGUGAAAUUGUGGAAACUUCAGGCACUCAGUUCAAGUCCCUCUGAUUUUGUAGAGGUGCAAAAAUGUAGACUGUAUCACCUCCCCCCAGACAGGUGGUAUUUGGGGCAGAAGACAAUGCUUCUCUAGUUAUGAGAUGAAAAGACUUUACGUCCCAAUUUCAUGGGAGUAUUCACACGCAUUCCCUGGAGAAUACUCUUUGACAGUCAGUGUUCUGUGAUUAUUUGAGGAAUCACAGAAAAUUUCAUUUCUCUCUGGACCUUAGAGGAAGAUGACAUCCUUACCUUUUUUCUGUCCAUUGGCACAAGCAGCUCCGAUGUCUUCGCCUCUUCACUGCUCUGGUUCGGAGUGGUUCUCCCGACACUGUACCUCUCGUAAGCCAUAGUGGAUCUCUGAGGUCCCACACCCUGCUCUGUGAAGUAAUGAUUUAGCCUCUGCUCUCAAAUGCCUGACUUUUCCAUAAAAGACCCUAGCAAUGUGGACAUUAUUUGAAUUAUUUCACAAAUCAAUGACUGCACAGAGUACAUAUUAAAAUUAUGUUUUUCCAUGAGGACCACUCCUUUACUACGUCCUUCUCUGAGGGAAUGUGAGAUGAGUCAGCCCGUUGAUGAAUCUUGAAACUCACAUAUGGGCACGUGCCCUUGGUAGGUCUUAGAUUUAAUCGUUUCAUGAAAACCUUCCAUCUCCUUGAGAAGUUUUUCCAGCAUAUUAACUUAUUUACUUUAUUUAUCUUAUUUUAUUCCUGAUCAUGAGUAUUUUAUAGCUGCUGUAUUUUUUUCAUAAAUAAAGAGUCUUAUUAUCACACAGGUAAAGGCUAUUCAGCUUUGAGAACCACCUGUAAUCCUUGAUUGGUUCAUUCAUCCAUCUAAGAAAUAAAUAAUGAGUGCAAUUUUGUUGUAAUAAAAACUCGUGUUGUCUACUAGAUUGCCAUUUUUUCUCUACUUUUGCUCUUUAAGGACAUUUUUCUUUCAAGGCUCUAAUGAGUUUUACCCAUAUAAUGAGACAUGGUUAUAUUUGUACAAAUACACAAAUAUGAGAAAACAAAGUUUCAUAUCUGUAGGCAAUAGUCUAAUUUGUCCAAACCACUUUGCCUUUACUGCUAUUUUUAUCGCUGACGUGUAAAUGUUCAUCAGCCUGCAACCCUUUCAAAUAAAGGCAAACCAUAACUCCUAUGUAUGGACAUCACCUGUGCUUUGAAAGUCAUUUCCAGAUAUUUCAGUUAAUGAAGGAUUAUACUUUGACUCUAAUGUGAAAGUCAUUUUCCUGUAUAUUUCUGGAUCUCUCAGGGGCUGGGAGGGGGGAGUGAAGGGAUUACACCAUAGCACUCCAAGAACCCUUUUAGGAUUACUCCAGUAAUCAACUACAAAAGUUAUUUUCUAAAUGUAGAUAUGUACGCUGUUCUUUUCAAGUAAGGUACUUCGAAAUAUGUAGCAUAAAUUGGUACUGCUGUUAAAUGGGUCGAUUACUAAACUGAGCAGCGGUGCAAGGGCAGCUAACUUUGAAUGCACACCCCUCUAGCUGGUGUGUUUACAUCUCAUGUUGUGAGCACCAGGGACUUGCAUCACUGCAUGUCGGAACUGCAUUUUCCCACGAUAUGACUAGUUGUCCAUCUCUUUCUGGAGCACGAUUGUAACAAGAUCAAAUGAACAGAGACCAAUCUGUAAGACAAUUCAGAGCACACACAAAAAAGUCAUGUUAAAUCUUGUCUCAAACACUCAUCUCAUACACGCAUCAAAAAAAGUUGAUGGUGGUAAAUUUCAGGUAAUAAAGGGAGACACUCUACCAAAAAGACAGAGGCUUGAGGUAUUUUAUAUAUUUGUAUUCAUUUCUUUGUGUUCUUAACUUGUAAACAAAAAGUAAAUCCUCUCUCUUGUGAAGAUGCUUCCGAGGACAGAGGAGCAAAAAUACCUAGCUGGUAAGCCAUCAGUGUUCCAUUCAAAUCCCAGUGUUCAAAGUUAGCUGCCUUUUGAAAUAAACAAACAAAAAAUACUACUGUAUGUUUGAAAAUGUGAAUAGUAUUUUUAUAGCUUGUUAAAGACAUGGCUAGUUGCAUUUGUAAAUAAUGUUGCUUUGAUUUUCUUUUGUGGACAUCUUUAUUUGGAACAUAAUUGUCUUUAGGGUUGAUUUGUAUAUAAGAAAUUGGCUUGUGAUUGUUUUUUUGGGUUGGCAGUUAUAAUUUUGACAUUACUUGUGAUUCUGUGUUCAGCACUAUUGUGAUGUGUUCAACCUCUGCACUCGCUUACACAAUAGGAUAUAACAAUUGUGUGUUGUGUAAUGUUAUUUUGAUUUUUUCCUUUUUUAUCUAUGAAGGAUUAUGCACUUAACACACACUAACUUUUUUAACGUUAGGUAUAUUUUUAGUAUAAUUUCCCUUAUUCUUUCUUUCUUCUCUGACCCUUCUUCACCCUGUUCUUUUUUCCUUCCCUUGAUUUCUGUUGUUAUUUUAAAAUGAGAGACAAAAAUAUUUUAAAUUUCUGUAAUUAGGCCUUUCAGUUAGUUCUCAAGGAUCCUCUCUUGGCUCUUGGGAAAGAAUUGUACCUGUACAAGGCAAUUAUAGAAUGCGACCUGCUUUGCCUCAUUCCAUACUGAUCAUCCCAGCUGAACAAUUUGAAAACUGUUCUGCUUUUUUGUUACAUGAAUCUGU
Molecule: messenger RNA, 12430 nt
Organism: Artibeus jamaicensis (Jamaican fruit-eating bat)
Lineage: Eukaryota; Metazoa; Chordata; Mammalia; Chiroptera; Phyllostomidae
Gene: ERBB4
Product: erb-b2 receptor tyrosine kinase 4
Exons: 28
Coding region: 723-4649 (1308 amino acids)
Biological process (GO): positive regulation of cell population proliferation; multicellular organism development; positive regulation of kinase activity
Cellular component (GO): signaling receptor complex; basal plasma membrane
Molecular function (GO): epidermal growth factor receptor binding; ATP binding; transmembrane receptor protein tyrosine kinase activity
Source: RefSeq, a predicted model, not a curated record